This is a messenger RNA of Symbiodinium natans, 1881 nucleotides long. The record is from the annotation of a GenBank genome assembly. NCBI's taxonomy places the organism in Eukaryota, Dinophyceae, Suessiales, Symbiodiniaceae.
AUGAUUCGUACUUUGGCUCUCGCGGCGUUGAGCUUGGCCCAGGUAUGGGCCGCAGGCCAUGGCGGGCACGAGCACCUAGCAGUGGUCCGGGUGUUCUCCACUGACGAGGAGGUGAUGCUGCUGAAGGAGAGUGGCGAGAAGUGGGACGACGAAGAGCCCUGCGAGAUGAAGUCGAACAUGAGCGCCAUCGACCUCAUCCUCGUCUACAGCAAGGACCUGUCGAUGAACGCCAUGGCCAACAAGGUCGUCAUGGAACUCGUGGACGGCUUCAAGAUCAAGAUGGACAUGGAGAUGUACAACAUGACAAACGUCACCAACCCCAACGCCACCAUGUACGACUGGAUGAAGUGCUUCUCGGACAUCAAGUACAUGUCCGCCAACCUGAACCCCGAGCAAGAUGUCUACGACAGCAACGGGUACACCACGAACAAGCACUGGGUCUCCGGCCCGAACCAUGUCUUCAAGAGCGUCAUGGAUGCCAUGUUCACCGGCGCCUACAUGGACAUGUACGACUCCUUCUUCCUGAUGGAGAUGGAUGCCGUCCCCAUCAAGGACUACUGGCUCGACCAGUUCGAGAAGGAGGCCCAUGAGGUGGCUGACAACAACGUCGCGAUUCGUGGCAGCCAAUACCUGGGUGACAAGUGGGAUCUCUUCAAGCACAUGAUGCCCGCCUACUUGGUCGAUCACAUCAACGGCAACGCCAUCUACAACUUGAAGAACAGCUGGACCCAGUACUUGUACAAUACCUUCACGAGCAGCGAUAUGGCAAUGAGCAUGAUGGAGGAUCACGCCUUCGACGUGGCAUUCGCCAUGAUCACCAUGCAAGCCAUGGAUGGCGUGGAGCCGUUCGCGUCAGCCUGGACGGGCGAUGCAACGACCUACGACACGAACACGAUGCUGGUGGGCAACUACGCCAACACCCUCCUGAACGAAAGCUACGAGUUCGGGAGCUACAUCCGCCACGGCUCGAGCAAGAACAUCUUCGAGAACUUGGACGACGAUGAGGUCACCUUGGGUGUGGCGUGGUACGACUACCAGGGACACUUCAUGGAGACGGUGCCAACGCACCACCCCUUCAAGAAGAUCCUGGGCAUCGCCUACUUUGACCAGAUGACUACUGAGGAGACCAUUGUCGCGCCAGGGGGCAACGUCACCUUGAAGAAGCAGAAGGCCACCCAGCAGCCGUACAUGCACCUCUGUGAGAUCGCCGGGCUUGUGGACACCGACUGGUUUGCGCUCACAGACAACUACCACAUCGUCAAGGCGCCCGUGAGCGUGCUGAUGGAUGAUGACGACAAGCCGGUGCUGCCCUACGUCCUGAAGGACUCCAAGUACUGCGGUGAGCGUCCCAACUGCAAGGCUUCCAUGGAGCAGGCGGAGGACUUGUUCGGCAUUGCCUUGAACUACCACCACGACAAGUACGAGGUGCUGUACAAGACGGACGAUGCCAAGAUGUUCUGCACGGAUUGGAUGACUGCCGCUGCGGGCAGGCCUUGGGGUGCCUUGGCCCGCACUCGUGGGAACUACAUCUCUGCAUGUGCGAUGUUUGUUGCUAUGCUGGCUGGACCUUGUCUGGUGUUGAGCAAGGAUGACUACAUUGCUUGGAAGAUCAGCAAGAUUGGGGACAAGAUUGCAGAUGAGUUUACCCCGAAGGACAAGGCAGGUUUUCCCAACGUUCAGCUGCCAAAGGGUGGCAACCUGACGCGCUACGGCUGGAGAGCCUGGACCAGCCUGUGGAACCCAGCGCCGGUGGACAACCGCAAUUGCGACACCAACCUCUACGGCGUGAAGGAAUACCUGGAGACGCUCGGCAACAUCUCCUCCUGCGCUGUGAACUAUGCUGCUUGGCUGCAGCCUUUGAGGCAGGCGCCUGUGCCCUAA